AACGGCUCAAGAGUUCAAACGGCUAACCCUCUCUUUCUUCUCUCAUGGCUGUGACAUUCUUUACUAAUCUUCCUCUUUCAAAUGACUUUUUGGUUGCUGGCAGCUGGUAUGGAGAGGGAAAGGACCCGGUCCACUAAUUCUCUCUUUACACUGGCUUUUGAUUACUCAAGUUCAAAGGGUUUUCCUUCUCUCUUUAACUAUUGGAGACAAUUUAUGGGUUGGUGGCCACAGCUUUUUACUCGCCUGAUUUUUUUAUUCAAACGCCUUCUUCUCCCCCACCACCACACACCACACACACAGCAACCAACUGGCCUCUUUUCUGUGACAGCAACACUUUUCCUCUGUUUUUGAGGCAAAAGAAAGGAGGAACUUUAAAGGAUAUCACAACGCUUUCUGUCAGCACUCAUGUCAUUAAGGGGACAUUUGAACACUCUGCAUUCAUCCGUCCUCUUCGCCCUCAUCCUCGUCCUCGUCCUCCUUACACCUCCAGCCUCAUCCCAAGCGACAUGCACACCAAGCCCAUAUAGAGGCGUAUGUAGUGCCUAUGGUAUAACGUACCAGACCUCUGUGCCCCGAAAUGCAAGCCUCGUUCUUGAAGCUGCCUUCCAGACAUCGCCACUCGCAGGGAAACUCCUUGAUAUCCAGCUUCUGAACUUUCAAUGCGGGUCUGCUCUCCAGGCCUUCUUGUGCGCUGAAAAACUACCACGAUGUGAGGCAAACCAGACGCAGACUACGCCAACUGAAGAAAGAGUCUGUAAAAGCAGUUGCCAAAAAGUGAUUGAUCUGUGUCAACCUGUGCUCGAAAGCGCUGGUAUUGCGUUCGCAUUGCCCGCAUGUGAUGGCGCUACAGAUGCAGCGUUCGGGCGAACAAGACCUUUGGUGGAUGACACCGUCAGUGGAGGGACCUGUGUAAAAUCUGAAGAACAACUUGCCGUCGUCGUCAAUGACUUUCCAUGUAAAUAUCCACUCAUUCGCAAUCCGUACUGGCCCCUAUCAAGAGGGCCCGAUACUUGCAACGGGCCUUGCUGUGCCCCCUGUCCUGCUGAGGAGUUUCUGCAUCCACCAGGCGAAUUUGAUACGCAAGUCAGGGUGCACCAGAUUGUACACCUAGUAGCGUUUAUUCUGUCUCUAUACGUCGUUGUCUCGUACGCUGUUCUACCUGGACGACGAGAACACCCAGCAGACAUUGUGUUACACUUUGCCAUUGCGGCCUGCAUAUGGAUGGGUGUCUCUCUCUGGACGUUGCCGAAUGUGAGGAAUAUUCAAUGUGCAGCAGAUGGCGUGAGUCGAAGCAACGCUUUCAACAAUAAGCUGUGUGGGCUACAAGCAGCGUGGGUUUUACUCGGCGUGCAUGCCACAGUGUUUUGGGGCUGUUAUAUGAUAUGGAACCUGCACUUUACGAUCGUUCACAAAUCCACAAUUUUGGAUCGAUACAAACCUGUCGGCCUGAUUGCGUGCUGGGGCCUUCCAGCUAUCCUCACUACGAUCGCAGUGAUCAUGAACGACAUUGACGCCUCCACAGGCGCCCUUUGCUUCGUCGCCAGCGAUUCAGCCAUUAAACACGUAUUUGGUGUGCAAGGAGUGUUGAUCAUACCAACUGUUUUCGCCAACUUGGUGACCUUUGUCCAUAUUGCGCGGAUUGCCCGACGGGCGUCAUCGAUUCACAGUCAGGAUGAGCCAUAUGAGAUGGAUAAGCCUGGUUCAGUUAGCGGUGGAGCAUCUACAACAAUGAGCACCCGAAGGCAGAUCAUGCAGUUGGUCAAGUUGAACUGGAGAGCAUUGCUGUUGGGUGCUGUCUUUUUGACAACCUAUGUCACCUACUUUGUUUUUUAUCAAAUUCUGACCAACGCGAUCUCAUCCAUCAAACCCUCUACCCCGGAAGUACGCGGCUUCUUAGCCUGCAUGCUCACCCAACCACCAUUAACAGCGCACGCUACAUGUGCAAAGAGAUUCGCCACCUUCAUGCCAUCCUAUGGGAUGGUCAUUGCGGCCUAUGCAGUAGCAGGUCUAGUCGGCUUUUGGGUUUUCCUCAUUUUUGGCGUACAGCGUGCUCUUUUAAGAGAUUGGAGAAGAUUAAUUGAGGAUGUCGUGCAUGGGUUACGACGGAAAAAGACUGUACCCGUGAUGGGACCUACUGGAAAUGCCAAUCUGCGAGAACAAGAAUUGGGCAAGUGGGUGCAAAUUUAGUUUGCGUUUUCCUUUUUUUUUUGGAAUGUGUAUAUUUUAUUGUGCAGUUUGACACUGUAUUGUAUAUAGAUUAUUUCGAUUUGCGGGGUCAAAUCUUUUUUUUUUUUUUCAAUUAAACACUGUGUAUAUAUUGUUCGGAAAGUGCAAAUGACCAGAUAUGAGGGUGUUGAAAAAAGC
Spizellomyces punctatus DAOM BR117 is the source of this 2364-nucleotide messenger RNA. RefSeq lists its product as uncharacterized. Gene Ontology annotation, biological process: cell surface receptor signaling pathway. Gene Ontology annotation, cellular component: membrane. Gene Ontology annotation, molecular function: protein binding; transmembrane signaling receptor activity. Bases 406 to 2187 code for a protein of 593 amino acids. The transcript has 5 exons. Lineage: Eukaryota; Fungi; Chytridiomycota; Chytridiomycetes; Spizellomycetales; Spizellomycetaceae. The record is from RefSeq and is a predicted model, not a curated record.